Molecule: messenger RNA, 1887 nt
Organism: Scleropages formosus (Asian bonytongue)
Lineage: Eukaryota; Metazoa; Chordata; Actinopteri; Osteoglossiformes; Osteoglossidae
Gene: setb
Product: SET nuclear proto-oncogene b
Exons: 8
Coding region: 357-1184 (275 amino acids)
Biological process (GO): nucleosome assembly
Cellular component (GO): nucleus
Source: RefSeq, a predicted model, not a curated record
UUUGUAAAUCGUCCUCCCGGCAGGAGGAGUUCUUUAUUCGAUCUCCAUUUGCGAAGCGCGUGCAUUAGGGGAAAGGGAGCGCGUGAGUGAGUGAGCGAGCAAGAGCGAGCGAGCGCGAGCGCUGUGGCGGCACUGAGCGGAGCGCGUGUGUGUUGAGCCUCGCUGUGAGCAUAGUGGAGGAGCGCGAGACACGUUUUCUUUGCACUUCUCCGGCAGAGGUUGAAGCAAGUUUUUCUCUUCGUCGCGGCGACGAUCGAAACUGAUCGGAAGAUAUUCUCAGAGAGAGAGAGAGAACACACAAACAAAAAAAAAACAAAAAAAAACAAAACAAAACUUACUCACAGCCCGCGAAAAUCAUGUCGGCCUCCGCGGCGAAAGUGAGCAGAAAGGAGCAGAACUCGAACCAUGACGGAGCGGACGAGACCUCCGAAAAAGAGCAACAGGAAGCUAUUGAGCACAUCGAUGAAGUACAGAACGAAAUUGACAGAUUGAAUGAACAGGCCAGCGAGGAAAUCUUGAAAGUAGAACAGAAGUACAACAAGCUGCGUCAGCCAUUCUUCCAGAAACGGUCAGAACUGAUAGCCAAAAUCCCCAACUUCUGGGUCACGACGUUUGUCAACCAUCCACAAGUUUCUGCUUUGCUUGGUGAGGAAGAUGAGGAGGCUCUUCACUAUCUGACCAGAGUGGAAGUGACAGAGUUUGAAGACAUCAAGUCAGGUUACAGAAUAGAUUUUUACUUCGAUGAAAAUUCUUACUUUGAAAACAAAGUCCUGUCGAAAGAGUUUCACUUGAAUGAAAGUGGGGACCCAUCAUCAAAGUCAACAGAGAUCAAAUGGAAAGCAGGAAAGGAUCUGACGAAGCGUGCGAGCCAGACACAGAACAAGGCAGGAAAGAAGAGGCAACAUGAAGAACCCGAGAGUUUCUUUACCUGGUUCACCGACCACUCUGAUGCAGGGGCUGAUGAGCUGGGCGAGGUCAUCAAGGAUGACAUCUGGCCAAACCCGCUGCAGUACUACCUGGUCCCUGACAUGGAUGAUGAAGAAGGUGAAGGUGAGGAUGAUGAUGAUGAGGAGGAGGAAGAAGGCUUGGAGGACAUUGAUGAAGAAGGAGAUGAGGAUGAUGGCGAAGAAGAUGACGAGGAGGAGGAUGGGGAAGAAGGAGAGGAUGACGGCGAAGACGACUAAACCUGAAGACAGCGGAACCCACAUACAUCUUUGCCCGUUCUUUUUCCUUUUAAUUUUCCUCUAAUUCUUGGGAGCAAGAUGCUUUGUUGGUUUAUUUUUAUUUUGUGUGCUCUGUCUCCAUGUUCUACUGAGCCCUCUCCUGUAUAUGUCAUGUCUAAUACAGAUCUAUUCCCAGGACAGACUUGCAUCAGAACUAGUGGAGAGACCUUGCUGAGGUUCCAUGAAUCAUCUCCCCAGCACACUUCCAUCUCAAGACAGAUUAACCACCUGCACGCCAUGUUAUGUAGACUACAGUAAAAUAGCGAUUUAUAAAUAUAUAUAAUUUUGUUUUGUUUAAGGUUGUGAGUUAAAUAAAAGCCAUGGUGCAGUGAUCUGCUAGUUCUAGCAUCCCCUUCAACUUUUUUAAUGUAUAAAUACUUCAGUACAGAGCUGGCCCUAGUUCAUCCUUUUCCCCCAUGUGAAUUGGACAAAUAGAAAGCACCAGCUUGUUCUUGUCUCUUGUAAUGUUUUGGGUCAACAUUGGGGCGGGGUGGGUUUAUUCUAGACUGUUUAUUGGGGAGGGAGUUGGGGUGGGAGGCAGAUGGGCAUUUUGACACAUCAACAUUUAUGGAUUUAUGUUGAUAUGUUAUUUUCAUUGUAAUGUUUUACAGACAUUCAUGAGGUUUGAAAUUACAUUUUUAAUAAAGAAAAAACAAAACUGAAA